Molecule: messenger RNA, 189 nt
Organism: Penicillium mononematosum
Lineage: Eukaryota; Fungi; Ascomycota; Eurotiomycetes; Eurotiales; Aspergillaceae
Exons: 2
Coding region: 1-189 (62 amino acids)
Source: RefSeq, a predicted model, not a curated record
AUGUCUUGGCUGGUCCUUUCGGAAGGAGAACUAUCUAAGGUGUGGUCCAACCUCGGUGAGAGCAUUCCGGGCCAUAACAUCCAGGAAACUCCGGCUGCCAUGUGCUUGGCAGAUUGUAAAGCCCUCGGCAGUGGAGUCGGCUCAAGCCGACCAACAUCCAUCUCUGUCGACGUGACAGGAAGUUUAUAA